CUGGGUUCUAGAGUGGCCACAGAAUCGAGUGGAGAAAUUUCGGGUUCCAUUUUCAUAGCUUAAGUAGGCCUUCUCAGAUGCGUCGACUAGGAAAUGCCAGCUAGAAAACAAACCAUUCAGUUCAUGUCCAGUUUUUGUCAGAUAAACAUCCAACACCUUACACCUCCAGCGGUUUCUGCUCCCCUCUUUUAACCAUGUGCGGUGGUUGGGCUUGUGCCUCAUACGAUCUGGCCUGCAAUAAUCCACCGCUGUCCACACUGCGUUUUACUGGCCGAGACUUUAUACCCACACCCUGCGGUCCUGGCGAUAAGUGUUAUGUCCUUGAUACGAGCCGCAAGAAGAACUCCAACAACUGCUACGUACCGCACAUCCUUUCCCCGUUGGAAGCCCAGCUCUGUACAAAGAAUUGCAGUCAGAAAAGUGAAGAGAAGAAGGAACCGCCUCAGUAGAACCAAGAACUUUGGAGUGUAUCAACUAAAUUCAUAGUGACCAAAUUAUUAUUUGCUGAAUUGGAACGAUGAACUAAUAAACAUUAAUACCCCUAA
Messenger RNA from Drosophila ficusphila, 545 nucleotides. RefSeq lists its product as uncharacterized. The record is from RefSeq and is a predicted model, not a curated record. Bases 195 to 449 code for a protein of 84 amino acids. The transcript has 2 exons. Lineage: Eukaryota; Metazoa; Arthropoda; Insecta; Diptera; Drosophilidae.